GGACAAUUCGGUGUUGGGUUCUACUCUGCAUACUUGGUUGCCGAGAAGGUGAUUGUGACCACUAAGCAUAAUGAUGAUGAGCAGUACAUUUGGGAAUCCCAGGCUGGUGGCUCAUUCACUGUGACCAGGGAUACCAGUGGGGAGCAACUCGGAAGAGGAACCAAAAUCACCCUCUUCCUCAAGGAGGAUCAGCUGGAGUACUUGGAGGAGAGGAGGAUUAAGGAUCUUGUGAAGAAGCACUCGGAAUUCAUUAGUUAUCCCAUUUAUCUUUGGACUGAGAAGACGACCGAGAAAGAGAUUAGUGAUGAUGAGGACGAUGAACCCAAGAAAUUGAACUCUCAAUUGUUGUAUCGUCGUGUGUGCUGAAGUGAAGUAGCUUGAAGUCACAUGUGUUGUACCGAGAAAUGAUUGAUGGGGCGCGCAGAUUUCAUGAGCAGGAUCCUGAGGUGAAGAGAGAGAUCUAUUCACGUGAUAUUUCAAGGAUGGUGUAUUACAACACCAACUUUGAUUUGUACACAACACCUGCGGUUAAUUGGAGGGAUACACUCACUUGUGUAUUGGCUCCAAGACCUCUUGAUCCUCUCCAACUCCCUUCAAUCUGCAGAGAUAUAAUAAUUAAGUAUGCAGAGUAUGUUAAGAAAUUGGGACUAGUUCUAUUUGAAUUGCUUUCUGAAGCAUUAGGCCUUAAUCCCAAUUAUCUUAAAGACAUAGAUUAUGCAGAAGGGCUUUUCAUGCUUAAUCAUUAUUACCCUCCUUGUCCUGAGCCUGAACUCACUAUGGGAACAAGUGGCCAUUGGGAUUCUAGCUUCCUCACUGUUCUCCUACAAGACCAAGUUGGUGGACUUCAAAUCUUCUAUGAAAACCAGUGGAUUGAUAUCACUCCCAUUCCUGGUGCUCUCAUUAUUAACCUUGGUGAUAUGAUGCAGCUAAUCACAAACAAUAAGUUUGUGAGCUCCAAGCACAGAGUUUUGGCUCGAAAAACAGGUCCGCGAGUUUCGGUUGCAUGUUUUUUUAGACAGCAUCUUCAACCUGAGAUUUCAAAAGUGUAUGGACCAAUAAGGGAGUUGGUGACAGAAGAGAAUCCUGCAAUGUAUAAAGAUAUCACAGUGAAGGAGUUGAUUACACACAUAUUGGAAAUUGUUUCUAAUUGUAAUCUGCACACAACAAACAAGGAUUCAGUAAUUGAGGAACCUGUUUCUAGCAUGGGAGUUUGUCUGAGUGCCCAAGUUAAAGUUGAGAGCCUCUACAACACUGAACAUACUUAAUGAUUGGGAUGACGAAGAAUGCUUGAAGAUAUUAAAGAAUUGCUGGAACCAUACACCGAAUGAUGGGAAGGUGAUUGUGGUGGACAAAGUUCUUCCUGCAGUGCCAGAGCAGACAGAUGUUGCUAAGAUGGCUUUCAGGUCUGAUGAUGUUUCAAAUGCCAAAAGGGAAGGAACGAACCUACCAAGAUUUGUAAAUCUGUAUAAUGAUUGUCAAAUUUGGUAAGCUAAUUGAAGUAUUGGAUAGCAUUGUAUUUUUUGCUCAAGUUGAAAAGCUUAUUGAGAAAUUAGAGUUUUGAACUCGAGAUUUAUUUUGUAUUUGAGUAUUAAUGUAUAAAACAAUUAUAGCAAAAAUUAUAUAUGUCAGUAAUUACUAUUUAAUUUGUCUUAUAAUAAAAAUUGCA
Arachis ipaensis is the source of this 1666-nucleotide messenger RNA. Lineage: Eukaryota; Viridiplantae; Streptophyta; Magnoliopsida; Fabales; Fabaceae. The record is from RefSeq and is a predicted model, not a curated record.